Messenger RNA from Terrapene triunguis (Three-toed box turtle), 3050 nucleotides. Its product is annotated as olfactomedin-like protein 2B. The transcript is spliced from 8 exons. The record is from RefSeq and is a predicted model, not a curated record. NCBI's taxonomy places the organism in Eukaryota, Metazoa, Chordata, Testudines, Emydidae. The coding region runs from base 182 to 2479 and encodes 765 amino acids. Gene Ontology annotation, biological process: signal transduction.
CCAGCCCGGCGCGCUCUGCCGACACUCGCCAGGGAAGCGCACCCGGCUGCGCAAGCGGAGCCCUGCGCCCUCCCCGGGGGGCAUGCACGGCGCGCCCCGGCAGCGGCCCUUGCCGCGCACCUAGCCUGAGGGAGCGCUCGGAGCCGAGAUCUCCGCUGAGGCCGCCCUGCCCGCUGCCUCCAUGGCUCAGCCCCUGGUGCUGCUGUGCUGCUGCGCUGCGCUCGUGGCUGCGGGCAGGGGCGCCCCCCCGACUGCGACCCCCGCCCGGCCCGGCUCGGCCCGCACCACGCAGCCGGAGGGGGUCCCAGAGGAGGAGCCCCUGCAAAACGAGGCGGACAACCAAGAGAACAUCUUAUCUCAGUUGCUAGGUGACUAUGACAAGGUGAAAGCAGUGUCUGAAGGCUCCAACUGUCAGUGUAAGUGUCUGGUCAGACCUCUGGGCCGAGGCGCCUGCCAAAGGAUUAAUGAAGGCGCUUCCAAAGCAGAGGAUUUUUACACCGUAGAAACCAUCACUUCAGGACCUGAUUGCAAGUGUGCCUGCGUGGCUCCACCUUCUGCUCUGAACCCUUGUGAGGGGGACUUCAGGUUGAAGAAGUUGCGGGAAGCAGAGAGCAGUGACUUAAAGCUAUCCUCCAUCAUAGAGAUGCUAGAAAGUGCUUUCUAUGGCUUAGACCUUCUAAAGUUACACUCAGUCACAACAAAAUUGGUGGGCCGAGUGGAGAAACUAGAGGAGGAAGUAUCCAGAAACCUCACCAGAAAGAACAUGGAUGCAACAGGGAACGUGGAUGCAAUUUGGAGUGAGCCAAACACAAGGGACAAGGAAAACUGUUCCAGCAGUAUCUCCAACAGCCUCCCUGACAUCCGGAGCUCCCUGCAGAGGGAUGCUGCAGCUGUGUACACCCACAUUGAGAAUAGGCAGCAGGUUCAUACACAGCUCUUACAGUGGGUUACAGAGGAGGUCAGCAUCUUUAUUCCCAAAACAGAAGCACAGAGAAGGGGUCCACAGUCACCCAGCAGACCACUGGCAGAGCCAGGACUAGAAUGCAGGUUUUCUGAGCCCUACAUCCAUGCCCAACCCGAGGAUGAGUCUUUCAGUGGGGAUCACACAGUUGAUUUGCUGAUUGAAGAUCAGCUCUUGAGGCACAACAGCCAUGAGCGGAGCAGCACCACGACGCCAGCUCUAGUGGGAGGGCCUCUGACACUCCAGAACAUCGCCCCUACCAUGGAGCAAGCUGCCCCUGCCAUACCUGGGUCUCCAGUAGCAGAAACUGCCACCAGGACUCCACCAUUGCCCUCUGCUGCCCCGUCCCUCUCCAGUGAACUGACACCAGCACUGACCCCUGCAGCUCCCACCACCAUUGUAGACCAGCUCCCAGCAACUCUGAAGACCACCACUUCACCUGGAGCCAUCACCAUGAGUGGGUCAGUAGAUGAGCCAGCCACAUGGACACCAGCAAUCUUGACCCAGACAGGUACACAGGCACCCACAACAGCAGCAAACCUACCCACAGCCAACCCCCGCAAAGCUACAAUUGCUGUGGCAACCACCACUGUCCACAUCUCGACAACAACUGGGACAAGUGUGGAUGCCUCCAGGAGUGAGGAGUCAGCUGCUACUGCCCUUCCGACGCUAGUCAGCCCUACGCUCCCUGCCACACCCAGACAAAACCUUGACGAGGAGGAUCUGAGAAGCAUCAUUGGACGCUGCAAAGAUACGCUUUCCACCAUCUCAGGCCCCACCAUCCAGAACACUUAUGGGCGGAAUGAAGGCGCUUGGAUGAAGGAUCCGCUAGCCAAAGAUGAGCGGAUCUAUGUCACAAACUACUACUAUGGAAACACGCUGGUAGAAUUCCGAAACCUGGAGAACUUCAAACAAGGGCGCUGGAGCAACUCCUACAAACUCCCGUAUAGCUGGAUUGGGACAGGACAUGCUGUCUACAAUGGCUCCCUCUACUACAACCGGGCCUUCACGCGCAACAUCAUUAAAUACGACCUGAAGCAGAGGUACGUAGCUGCCUGGGCCAUGCUGCAUGAUGUGGCCUAUGAGGAGGCCACACCAUGGCGGUGGCAGGGCCACUCUGAUGUGGACUUUGCUGUGGACGAGAAUGGCUUGUGGAUCAUUUACCCAGCCAUCAACUACGAAGGCUUCAGCCAGGAGGUCAUCGUCCUGAGCAAGCUGAAUGCUGCCGACUUGAGCACCCAGAAGGAGACCACGUGGCGGACAGGCCUGCGCAGGAACUUCUACGGGAACUGCUUCGUUAUCUGCGGUGUGCUCUACGCUGUGGACAGUUACAACCACAGGAACGCCAACAUCUCGUACGCCUUUGACACCCACACCAAUACACAGAUCAUCCCGCGGCUACUCUUCGAGAACGAGUACUCCUACAUCACCCAGAUAGACUAUAACCCCAAGGACCGCCUGCUCUAUGCCUGGGACAAUGGGCACCAGGUCACAUACCAUGUGAUCUUUGCUUACUGAGACCCUGGCCACUGGACACUGAAAGGACCACUAGCACCUUUUAUCAUUAUUAUUAUUUUGUACAAAUCCAAGAGGAAAUGCUGUUUUUAAAGUGGAUUGUAGAUCAGUCCACAGGGCAGAAUCAAACCCUUUAUUUUUGGUGUAACCUUCCUUCUCUUUUAUACUGACACUGCUGCCUCCUACGCCGAGCGGGAAGGAUGGGCAGGCUAUUGCUUCAUGAGUCCCUCUGCAGUGGGGUGGCUGCUGUGGCACCAUAAAGACAAAGGGACAAUACAAAUACAGCUAGUUGCUUUUUUGCUAACUAAUAAAUAAUAAAAAAGCAAUCAAAGCAGCCUUCUUGCUCAGCACAAACAUGUCUAGCGUGCAGCGGUGGCGAGGCCUCUCCUUUCAGGGGGUGCUCAGUUUGUUCUGUCUGCACUGAGUCAGGCUGGUGACAGUCCCAUUGGCCUGCGAACAGCCACAGGUGUUAAUUGGACAGUCAUUUGAAAGCUGGGGCAUCAGUUUUCUGCUCUGCAGCCUCUUUCGUGUGAAUGGCAUCCUGGGAGCUGGCGGUGCUGUUAUUUGCCUUUGC